This is a messenger RNA of Lichtheimia ornata, 1260 nucleotides long. RefSeq lists its product as uncharacterized. The record is from RefSeq and is a predicted model, not a curated record. The transcript has 2 exons. The coding region runs from base 1 to 1260 and encodes 419 amino acids. Gene Ontology annotation, molecular function: protein binding. NCBI's taxonomy places the organism in Eukaryota, Fungi, Mucoromycota, Mucoromycetes, Mucorales, Lichtheimiaceae.
AUGUUUCUUUCAAGGACAACAGCAGCACGUGGACUCUUACGGCAACGACCACCAUGUGGUGCAUUCACUCGACGACGUGGGAUGGCAUCAGCACCCGCUCCUCCUCAAUUCACGACCAAUCCAUCGGGUGCUGCAUUCAAAAAGCUUGGGUCACAAAUGAAACGAGCAGCUAAAAUCAGUGGCAUUACGGUGGCCUCGUUGACAUUGGCUACGGCUAUUGCUUGGCAGUCCUAUCACUUGUAUAUUGAACACUAUCUACAAGAGACACCGAGUGAAUUGACAUAUACGGCACGUAAUCUGUUGCAUGGAGCUUAUAUCCGAGAGCAUGUAUCACCUGACUAUGAAAUGGCGGCCAUGUAUGUACGCGAAGUGCUUCGUAUCGCAUUGGAGGAACAGCAUCUUGAUGAGCAUUCGGAUGUGGUGAUUCGAUUACGACUUCGAUUAGCCGAGGAUGAAAACCGUGCCGGCAAUGUCCUUGACAGCAUCACUGAAUAUACACGUGCAUGGAUGCUUUUAUCUUCCCAAUCCACCAACCAAGACGACGAUGAUGAGAUCAAAAUGACCACAGCCAAACAGAUUGGCGACUUGUAUUUACGCAUUGGUGAUUACAGUGGCGCCGAAGAGUUCCUUGCAUGGGCAUUUCAUAAAGCACAACAACAACAACAACAAAAAGUGGAUCCAUUCCUGCGUGUAACCAUCACCUGUUCCUUGGCAAGUCUGUACGCCAUGCAGCAUGAAUUCAAACUCGCCAUGCCUUUGCUAUUAUCAGCACUGAAACAAAUCCCUGAAGAAGAAGACUCCUCCUCAAGUCAAUGGACGUGCAUGAAGGGUAUCAUCCAGAACCAAUUGAGUGAAUGCAUGUAUGGUAUGGGCAAAUCGGAAGAAGCAUUGGGUUGGGCACAAGCAUCACUUGAAUCAUGUACAAAGGGUGAAACCAUGGAUAAGGACGAUAAACCCAAUCGUGAUUGUCAAGAAUGUGGUGGUGUUGUCUCCAAUAAUCUUGGCAUGAUGCUCGAGCUCAAGGGAGAAUUCGACGAUGCUGUACGAUAUUACCAACAAGCCGUCAACUUUGCUGCUUCAGCAGCUGAUCUUGCAGGCCAGGAUCAAUACAGCAUGAACGCUGCACGACUCAAGGAACAAAUCCAAAAUCAAAGGAAUGCAGGUGUCACAGUAGCAAGCGAUAUCACAGCAGCCAUUGAACCCGAGCCUACAAAAAAGCCAGCUUCCUUUUCAGCAUGGAUGAGCAAAUUGUGGAAAUAA